This is a messenger RNA of Lingula anatina, 2205 nucleotides long. RefSeq lists its product as uncharacterized. Gene Ontology annotation, molecular function: protein dimerization activity. Lineage: Eukaryota; Metazoa; Brachiopoda; Lingulata; Lingulida; Lingulidae. The record is from RefSeq and is a predicted model, not a curated record.
UUCUUACAAAAGACGACUCAACUGAAAUAUAAUGUGAUUGAUGCGGAGGUUGCCUUCGUCGAUCUCUGUGUGGAACAAAAUCUCCCAUUUUCAAUUAUGGACAAAAUAACAGCCAUAUGUAAAACCAAGUUCAGUGACUCUGAAAUCGCCAAAUCGUUUGCAUGCGGGCGCUCAAAAACAACGGCAAUUGUACAGAAAAAUGCCCAGCAUACCCAGAAACGUUUGAUCGACAUAAUCAAAGACAACCCUUUUACCAUAUCGACAGAUGGUAGCAACGAUACGGAGAAACUAUUCCCUCUUGUGAUUAGAUGCGUCGAUCCACAAACUUCUGAGGUCAGAUCAGACGUGCUGAGUGUGCCGACUUGUAAAGGAUCAGCAACAGAGAUUGUUCAUGUUCAGUUUUUUUUUUAACAAUCGUUCUGCCUGCUGACUGAUCAUUGAUGCAUGAUGGGAAGGCCAUAUUUGAUCUGAUUGACAAAGUGUUUCAAGAUGAACACAUUCCCUGGACAAAUUGUAUAGCACUAGGGUCUGAUAAUGCCAAUGUGAUGGUCGGGAAGAAGAAUGGAGUGUAUGGACAUAUGCUUACAGUUCACCCUUCCAUUUAUCUGUCUGGCUGCGCGUGUCAUCUGAUUCACCAUGCAGCUGAAAAUGCUGCUCAUUGCCUUCCAUUCAGCAUUGAUCAGAUUCUUGUGGAUGUCUACUAUUACCUAGACAAGAGUUCACUACGAAAAUCUUCGCUCAAAGCAAUGCAGGUGCUUCACGAGCUAAAAGAUGCUGACAUGCUGAAACAUGUGUGCACCCGCUGGUUAAGUGUUUCAAGAUGCCUUAACAGAGUUCUUGAGAACUGGGAUCCGCUUCUCCAAUUCAUUAGAGAGGAAAGUUCUUCAACAAGCUCAAAGCAAGCUGAUCGUCUUGACCGAAUGAAGGCAUUCUUCAAGUCACCAACAAACAGAUUGUAUUGUUUGUUUUUGAAGCAUGCCAUAGCUGUUUUUGAUAAAUAUAACACAGAGCUGCAGUGUGCUGAACCAAAGAUCCAUGUUCUGCGUAGACGCCUGCACAGUCUGCUCAAAGAACUCUUAGUAAUGUUCGUCAAACCGUCAGCUAUGAUUUACAAGGGUGUCCUUGAUGUGCAGUUCACUGUAUCCAGCAACAUUAAGGCUGAAAAUGAUCUGCUCAUUGGAGAUGAGGCAAAAGCAUUUCUUUCUCAGAAGAAAGACAACCACCUGAGGGAUAAGCGAAUUCAGGAAUUCCACAAGAAUGUGAAAUCAUUCUUCUCAACAGCCUGUUCAUACAUUAAACAGAAGCUGCCUCUUUCAUGUGAAUUGCUGAAACAUGCAGAAGUCACAGACAUGCAGCGGCAGACUGAAAGCUAUCAGUCAUCAGUACAGUUCUUUCUGAAGAAGUUCCCAUGCCUGAUACCAGAAGAGGAGAGAGGGAAACUGGAAAGCGAGUUUGCUCUAUAUCAGGUAACUGACAUCAGGGAUAUCAAGAAGGAUCGGCUGGAUGAAGCAUGGGCAGAAAUGGGACAGAUGAAAGAUGAGAAUGGUGUACAGAUGUUUCAAGUUCUGCCCAAGUUCAUGUUAAGGAUCCUAACCAUCCCACACUCCAGUGCACACUGUGAAAGAGUUUUCAGCAUGGUCAGAAAAACUCACACUGCAUUCAGGCCUAACAUGAGCUCUCAAACCCUGGAGGCUAUUUUGAUAAACAAAUCAAGAUCAGGGAAUGCUGGGGCCAGGAGUUACACCAGGAAACAACUAGAUAGCCUUAAAUCCUGUUAUGUUGAAUCACUCAGUAAGCAUGUGUAGAGAAAUAAACAAUAGGGAAACCUCUAGGAGUGUGAUCAUGCUUUAGUUUUAGAAACUAGUGCAUCAUACAGUUGCUAGCACAGGACAAUUUAAUUUCUACACAUUUAGACUUUGCAAAUAUUUCAUUCUAUGAAUUGUCUUGUAGAAAAUCUUUAACUUAAUUUUCUAUAGUAAAUCAUUUAUCUUAAAAAAGUUACCAAUUGAUAAACGAAGUGACAGGUUGGACGAACUAUAAUUAAAGCUGUGGUUUUAUUAACAACUUUUUACAGUGAAUGUGUAAUUUGUUAAAUCAUACAAUGAAUUUAAUCUGUGAAUAAUAAAAUUGUGUAUCAAUAAAUUCUGAUGAAAUAAAUAAUGGUUAUCCUAAACUUUUUACCAUUUCAUUCAUUGUUUUUUCAUA